Bicyclus anynana (squinting bush brown) is the source of this 10089-nucleotide messenger RNA. Its product is annotated as RAB11-binding protein RELCH homolog. Bases 288 to 3758 code for a protein of 1156 amino acids. Gene Ontology annotation, cellular component: trans-Golgi network; recycling endosome. Gene Ontology annotation, biological process: intracellular cholesterol transport. NCBI's taxonomy places the organism in Eukaryota, Metazoa, Arthropoda, Insecta, Lepidoptera, Nymphalidae. The transcript has 16 exons. Gene Ontology annotation, molecular function: protein binding. The record is from RefSeq and is a predicted model, not a curated record.
CUGUCAAAUCAAAUGUCAAUCUGUCAUCACUAGACACAAAAAUAUCCAGCAAUGUUUUUCAACCAAUAGAAUUUUUUUCCCUAGAAUAUGAUUAAAGUUAACAAAAUUGAAUGAAUAAACACAAAGAAUCUAAAGUAACUGUCGUAAAUGUAAUGAUUCAAUAAUACAUUGUUAAAUAAAUCACAGCAAUCUAUAAUAGUGAAAUGUAAACAAGUUUCGUAAAAUGUGUAAAUCUUGACAAAUUUAAAGUUUAUUUUUGUAUAAUGUAUUGACUUUACGUAUAUACAAUGAAUCCGUACAAAGAUGUGGAAGAAAGCUCCUUCUCAGCAUCUCCACGCCUGGCCUAUGAAGACAUAGCGUCAAAACUUCUAAAAGAUAAUCUUUACCUAACUGCUUUGGAACUUCAUACAGAGCUUGUCGAAAAUGGCAAGGAACUACCUCAACUGCGUGAAUUCUUUUCAAAUCCUGGGAAUUUUGAGCAACAUGUCACAAGGAGCGCAGAUUUUGCUUCUAUGCACCGAUCUCCAAGUCAAGCAACUUUAGACUCUCUAGACACAGCAAGGUAUUCUGAGGAUGGCGGUGGCGACAGGGCAGGCAGUGGAGGUGAUGUUGCAGUCCUAGAGUUUGAGCUGCGUAAAGCAAGGGAGACUAUAAAUGCUUUAAGAGCCAACCUUACACAGUUUGCAGAUGGAGAUUCAGCUCUAGAUAAUAAUUCUAAAAGCAAUUUCAACCAAAGAUCUCUAAAACCACAUGAGAAAAGAGCUCUCAACUUUUUAAUCAACGAAUAUCUCCUUCUACAGAAUUAUAAACUGACUAGUAUAACAUUUUCUGAUGAAAAUCCUGACCAGGAAUUUGAAGAUUGGGAUGAUGUUGGCUUGAAUAUGCCACGCCCAGCCAAUCUGAUAUCACUAUUUUGGGGAAGCACAACAAAUAUGAAUGUGCCCAAAGCCGAUGCAAGUACUGCAACAGACAUGUGUACUGCAAACAUCAUGUGCCAGACAGAAAAUGAUGAUGUGUGUGUGAGUUGCCCGAUAUCAUUAGACCAUGACAAUGAGUGGAAUCAUGAGCUUUUAAUACAAGCGGAAGAGAUAGAAUUACUGAAACAGAAAAUAACAGCAUUGGAAACGGAGAAAUUGAAUUUUCAAAAAUUAUAUGACGCAGCAUUAGUUAGCCUCAACUCUCUUACAAGUCCCACAUCCGAAAGUAAAGUUCUAGAAUUACAAAUAUCAAGUGAAAAAAUGCUCAGUACGCAGUCAAGGUUGGAGCAAGUGAAUGAGAUUAAGCCACUGACAUGUACAGCUAUGGAGAAUCAUUAUGGAAGUGGAAAUUCAACUCACAGUGCAACGCCUGAGCAGUUUGAAAUGAUAUAUAGUGAGAAAACAAGUACUGGGAUGACAAAGAAGGAUGGCUCAAACACCAGUUCAUUCGAGCCGGGUUUGAUCACAGACAGUGUGCGCGGUUCCCCUGUCCGGCGAGGCAGCGUGACCACACUCGACGAGACACUCAGCAUGAACGAUGCGAGCGAGUGGACCCGCGUGCACUACGACUACAACACCAUAGACAACAGCAAGGAGAUGUGGAUUGACAGUUCCCUUCCUAACCAUUUAAAGGAAUCCAUCCUAGCGUGGUGCAAUGAGACGCUGGAUAUGAAUGGACCUCUGGCGAACGACUUGUUGUGCGAACUGGUGAACAGCGAGAAACCUAUCACUCUGCCGGGAUUGCUGCCACUUGUUGCUGACACUUUGCCCAGAGUUCUACCGCACACGUUGGUAGCUAGACGCAGCGAGGCGGCGGCCUUGUUAGCGGCGGCGGCGGCAUUAUUACCACCAGGCGACGCACGGCGACCGCGGCUACUGCAUUCCUUACUGACGCUCUACAAGAAACCAGAACCACCAGACGCCAAAGCUGUAUGCGAAGCAACAUGUCUAGUAGUGAAAUGGGGUGGCAGCGGUGAGGUUCUAUCUUCAAUAGCCGAAUUAUUAGCCUCAAGGUCACCCGAGCGACGUGUUUUAGCCAGUCAGAUAUGCCUUUCCAUAGCCCCAUACGUCCCCAUAGAACUGUGCACGUCUUUGCUACUGAGUCUAGUAGUUUUGAUGUGCGAAUCUAGUGAACCAGAGAUAAGAAGCAUAGGCCUUAAGUCAGCAUGUCUAAUUUGUCCUGUCGCCGAACAUAAGUAUGGGCAACUGGAGACUAUUAUGUUCAAUUUCCUGAAGGAUACAGUUGAUAAAAAUGUGAAGGACACUGUAAAUGUAUUCGUCCCAGUGUUGGCGAGGAGUGCUUUAAUUGCUGGAAAGUUUUCAUCAGAACUGUGCACCAAAAUUAUGUCAAACAUAUUAAAAGCGUGCACAGAUACCGAAUGGAAAACCGUGAUUCUAUACUUAGAUGUAAUGAGAUCUUUAGUUAUACCCAAACUGGCCUACGUGAUAAAUGUACAAAUAGUUAAGGACGCGAAUGUGAAUAACUGUGAUAUGGAAACUAUUAACCUGCAAGAUGUACCUUUGAAUGAGAAAUUUAUUGAUUUACAAUGUUACAUGACUGACCAUUUGGACGCUAAAGUGUUGUUAGGAUAUAUGAAUAGUUUGUUAAAAGAUAAUGAACAAGUUAGGUGGACGGAAUUGAAGUGGUUUAUCAAUGAGAUAAAACAAAUACUCGAAAUUGCAACAAAAAGCAAAGCAUUGAACCACCACGUGUUAUACGAGGCAGUUAUAACGUUAUUUACCGCUUACGUCGAUAACUUCGGGCUUGAGUUCACGUCGAGAAUACUCAGGCCGAUAUUCAACGACAUUAUUGCGGAAUUGGAGAAUAAAUUGGAGAAAUUGCACGCGGUGAAUGUGGACAGUGUUGUAGUUGUCGGUGUUUAUUUAGUUACGAUUUUAAUUGCGAUAGAGAAGAGCGAGCAACGUGCAGAGUUUCUUCAAAAGUGGGUUCUAUACAGUAGUAUCAGAGGGCUUCCAGUGAAAAUAUUCUCAAUACCUUUCAAGUGGCUGGCGAAACACAAGCCGGAUAUACUGUACUUGUUCAUGGAGCAAUUGCGAGAAUUCGCAGCGAGCAGUUGCGACAGCUCGAGUGGCAGCACGAUACGUGUGUACAUCGCAACGCUCGUCACUGAACUGCUGAAUUUGACCGACGUCGAAGAAGAGUGUAUAGAGAAGCAAAUGCUACCGGCUGUUGUUGCGCUACUCUAUGAUAACGAUAUAGCUGUUCGAGAAGUCGCGAUCACAGCGUGGGGCAGCGUGACAAGAACCUGCCUAGGCCGCGGGCUGGCGUGCGAGGAACAGUGUUGGGCGCCGUUUGAGAACAUUCUAAACGCGGGCGCAGUGUCAGGGCGAGAGGGUGCACGCGCGGCGGAGGCGCUAGCGCUGCUCGUGCUGCCCACUGUCGACAGCCACGCUGUUUCUGAGAGAGCGGUGUCGCUGCUGUGCGCGCUGUGCCACGCGCGCGCGGCGGGCGAGUGCGUGUGCGCGCUGGCGCCCGCGCUGCAGCUCGCCGCGCACCACUGCGCGCACCACCCCACGCUGCUGCCUGCGCUGCGGAAACUCGAGGAGACAGUACAAACGCCGUCUCUAGCUCAAUACAAGCCCGCUAUCGAAGCCCUACUCCACGUGGUGGGGUCCUCCGCGGAGGUCCCAAGGGUGCCCUCCCCGCGUCCCACCACCAACCUACAGGCGGCGCAGGAGGUCGGCCGGAGGGUCACACAGAUAUUCCAACAGUCGAAGAGCAAUAUGAACUUGCAGAGUAUAUUCAAAAAGAAACCUUAACUCACACUACUAAGGUUUCUUUUUAAAUAUACUACUAACUAUACAUAAUACUGCUUGUGUUACAGCCUGAUUCAAACUCUAUUACAUCUCGGAACAUUGUGAGUUAUCUAAUGGUAGGCGUCCACAUAUCCACAUCGUAGGUAUCGGAUUGAAGUGAUUUCAAACGGAUUUUAGUAUUGAAUCAACUUCGUAACGUAAACGUACCUAUGGCCUGUGUUAUUAGUACUAAUAUAGCUGACUAUAAAUUACUAUACUCUGGGCUAAAUUUUAGGUAUCAUCGGUAAGCGCCUUGAUUUCAGUGGACGUUUGCGCAAAGCGACAUUCACAGCUAACUUUCAAGAUGUCAUAAAGUUUAAAUCGGGUUGUACUUGUUUUAUAUUUGAGCAAAGGCCUGCAGUGGUCAGAACUUCGUGAUUUUAUGAAAGUACCUAAUAAUGUAAAUAACGUCACCCAUGCUUCUAUCUUAAUUAUAAAGCUUUAUAAAGUCACGAAGGUCUGAACAUCACAGGCUGACAGACCAUGUAUGGUAUUGAUUAAUAAAGAGUAAAAUUGCGUCAAGAAUUCAAUUCCAAUCUCUAAAAAGAUGGACGUGAACGUAAUUUUACUUAUUUUUAUUUAAUUUAUACUAAAAAAUAUUAAUUAAAAAACCUAGGCUAGUGACAAAACUGAGUAGAGAAUUGACUUGCAUAAAAAUAUUUUGUCUUUUAUGUUUAUACAAUGUUAUUAAUUACACCUGAUUCCUAUAAAGGAGAUGGUCCAUUUCAGGUCUUGUACCCCGUAUCAUUAAAAUUUAUAAAAUACAAGGAUUUUAUUAAAAUCUAAAUAACUAAAUAAAAAGAAAUAAAUAAAAUUAAAACCCAAGUUUUUGAGUUAUAUCAAGAUGGCGCCCUUAUAGCAACUAUGACAUAACAAUUGACAGCAAACGUCAAAUCGACUACUGCAUUGAAAAUGUCAUCAAUCCGCUAUUACUACCCUUAAUAGUGUUGCAUUUCUUGGUAGAGAAUAAAUAUUAUUUCGAAAGAAUUAAAGGAAAUUCGUAGAUUUAUAUAAACAAAAAUAGUUAAAAAAAAUAUUUUCUUUUAUUACCGCCAGGGUACAAUGACUGAUCCUGGGCUCCAUACAAUUUUGGACCAUCUCCUUUAUUAAUCAUUAAAUGAACAAAAAUUUUUUUUAAAGACAUACAAAUAAAUAAAAGAUCAAAAGAAAAAUUACAUAUAGUUCUAGUAUUUAUUUCUUUAAUUAUUAACAUGUUAUAUUAUUAAUACAAUUUUCCACUCAUAUUUUCCUCUAGCUCUAUGUAUCUGAAAGUACUCGAUUUAUUUUUAAGCCAAUACAAAUUAGCCAAUAGUAGAAAUGUUGACGUUAUGGUAGGGGAGCCCGUAAUGCUGAAUGAGAAUUUACUCGAGUGUCGCGGGGACUUUUUAGCUGGCAAGUAACUCGCCUUACUUUAAUCAUUUUUCAUUACUUUACCGAUUGGUUGCUCUAAACGUAUGACCCUUUAUUUAUAAAGGGUUCAUAAUUAAUAGAGGUACUCAACAACAUGCAAUGUAUCCUCCCUUUGUUCAACUGCAGCGCUCCAGAAAAUUCUAAAAACCCCUAUUGGGCUCCCCUAUUAUUAGGGAGUUUAAAAUAUUAAUAUAUUAUAAACGAAAUAUUUUUAAAUUGCAACGCUUUGAAUCAUCAAAGGCUUCUGUGCGUCCAUUGAAGCAUUUUCUACGUUCAUCUAAAGUGUUUUUCAGAUAGCAUAGUGACAGUUGCCUUAUGACGUUCCUAUUAUGUACUAUUAUCGUGAAUCGCGGCAAACUUUCAAGAGUGAAACGAACUGUCACCGUACCCACGCUAUCUAAAAAACACUACAAUGUUUAAUCCAUAGGUUCUCAACAUAGGCAAUAAUGCCCACUUGUGGACUUAGGAGAUUUUCAAGGAGGUUGUAAAGAAACAAUAGAAGUUAAAAGGCAUUUAGAUGGCACAUAAGUGAAGUAGGCAAAUUAAAAUAAUAUAAUUUAAAAAAAUAAUAUUUAAAAUAAUUGUGAUGGGCGUAGCGGAUAAAAAGUCUUAAAGGCGGUGGGCGAAACAAGGUUGAGAACCUAUGAUCUAUUUACUAGAUAAACAACUUUUUUUUUGCAAUGAACGGUUUAUGCUGAGCUGUAAACUCUUUCUGUUUGGUAUCAUAGACAGUUAUAUAAUAUCUUAAAUAGGAUGUACUGUUUGUGACACUAAAAAGAAUAAACUCAUUUUCUUUCUAUCUUCGUUCUUUGACGGCUUGAAGAGUUGUGACGAACGUAUUUAAAUGCCUCCGUGGACAACGGGCGUAACAUCAUAAAUUGCUAUCAAACUUCAAAUAUGAGCUAUUUUUACACCACUAUAAAUAUUUAUUUCUUUAUCAUCUAUGCAAUGUUUUUUGUACCGUAGCUUGCACAGAAGAAUGUGAUAGAACGUAGAUAUACGUCUAUAUUAUUUGGCAUUCAAAGUGCGAUCUACUUACGACUAGCUGACGCUGCGCGGUUUCGCCCGCGUGGUUCCCGAUCCCGUAGGAAUACGGGGCCCUAUAGCCUUACUCGAUAAAUGGGCUAUCUAACACUAAAAGAAAUUUUCAAAUCGGACCAGUAGUUCCUGAGAUUAGCGCGUUCAAACAAACAAACAAACUCUUUAGCCUUUAGCCUUUAGUAGAACUAGAUCUUGAAAUAAGUUCGGACACCUAAUUUUAGAGCGUAUGUGACAUAUCUAUUUCUUUUUAAUAAUAUUAUAAAUUUUAAUGCAAUAUCAUUGAUUUUAAGAAUAAUAUAUAGAUGUCGAUUAAUGACAAAUCUGUUAUUAUAAUUUAGUAACUUCAAUUAUACAAUUUCUGUUAAAAUUAGAUCAUUCCAAUUUUCCACUUUUUAUGGAAACAAGCGACAAUGUACUUAAUUACUUUAUAAUGUAGAAUUGGAAAAUUAAUAAGUGAGAAAUUGGAUUUUAACCUUCAACUAACCAUUAUUUAUUAGACGCUUCUAAAUUAAUGUAAUUUUAUUUGUUAAAAAAAAGUAUUCUCUUACAUUAAUAAAAGUAAUUCACGAAGUUUAAGGUGUCAGUAGUUAUUAGGAAUGGCGUAAACAAAUGUUAAAGACAGCAUGACGCAGAUAAAAUAAAUCAGAUAAUUCCAUCGACCUCUCAUAAUAAAAGGACGCACAAUCAUGUAGAAAAUUUCACUUAAAAACUGGCCAAUUUUACUUUGCCAGUUUUAGAGCUAUUAGUAAAGAAAAUUAUACCGAAAGGCCUUUAAAUAUAGUUCAAUAUUCAAUAAAAUCCCAAAUUCACAGCAAAUUCAACCUUAAGGCUUAAGUUUAAGGUCGAAUUUGCAAAUGCGACUACUUGAUUUGAGUGCCAAGAAGUUGUGUUUGGCACUCAUUGAGUGGGAACGUUUUUUGGUCGCUGAUUGUGCCUCCACUUUUAAUAGGAGAUCGAUAGAAAAUUCACGGAUUUAGAUUCGGAGCAAUUACCUUCUAUAGGACCUGCCUCGCUAGAGGUUACCCAUCUGUCAAAACUAUUUAAUCAUGAUCAAAUGUGUUACCUGCGUCUAUAGAAUCGAUGUUCCAUUGUGUUAAAAUUACACGUGUGUGUUAUAACGAUUUAAAAUUUUAGUUGUGUGUAGCGUAAGGACACAGGAUAUAUUUAUUGGUGUUGAAUAUUUUCUAUGUGUAAGUUAACCUCGUCCUUCUUUAAAAAAACAACAGACAAUUUUGUUGGUGAAUUUGAGUUGCAAGUCCAAUAGACGGUAAUUGGUCUAAGACUCGAUAUCGAUUUAUUUUUUAAUUUCUAAAAGUAAUCCUUUUUUGGUAGUCUUAUUGAACGUUAUAAAAUUAAUACUGUUAGAGAUAAUUUGUUUUGAAGAAUAAAACAUUUGGUUGUGUUGUCUGCGCAAUGCCUUCAGAGUAGACACUGUUUUUAUUCGUAGAAACGGCAGCUUUUAUCGUUUUACAUGGCAAUGAUAUAAUUUACAAUAUACAGGAUGCUCCGGAGUAUUAUCCAUAAAUCUAGGGUUAUAUUCUUUAUCGAAAAUUAAUUAAAUAUGUUUAAAGAACAUGCGUUCUAAACUUAAUAUUUUCGGAGUAAAUAAUAUUAUUUUUGAAAAUAGGUCUUAAAAUGUGUUCCAUAUACGCAUCCUAUAAUUAUGACGUAGCCAAAUUUUAAAAUGCAAGGAUAGAAAAAAACAUUCAUUUAUUCACAUGGAUAGUCGAAAUUAUUUGAAUUACUUUGUAUGCACAGAGUAUUUACAAGCAGUGCGGUGAAGGUGACGAAACCUAUAAAAAAAACAAACGUCACGCGUCUCCUUGACAUCCGCAUAUACAAACAUUUUUCAUAAUUUGUAUUUCAAAAUUUAAGACUAACAAUAAUUAUGUGGGUAAAUUAAUAUAAUAAUCAAUUAUUGCCAAUGAAAAAAUACUCCGUCUUAUGUCUUUAGUUUUUUUAGUGUGAACAGUUUUUAAAAUAUUUAACGCCAUAAAACGCCAUUUUUCUUUAAUAUUGAAAGUUACUGAUGCGACGCUUCGUGUCGUACUGACUCGAGAAUGUAUUGGUUUUUGAAUUUUGUAUUUGGAGCGGCUACGACACCGUCGUGUUCCGUGCGCUCCAUCUGCCUAUUAUUCCUAUAUUCUUAAUUUGUGUUUGUAUGAUUGAAAACAACACAUAAAGUUUUUAUUUUUUAGUUCAACAAAUAUUAGUUAUGCAGUUCGGCUCCUAUAAGUGGACCUUGAAGUUAUGGGAAAUACUCCCGAGCACCCUGUAUAUUACUGAAAUAAUAUAUGUUUUCGAUUUUCUAAUACUUAUAUGGUGCUAAGCGAACUUUGUUUCCUAUAAUUAUGUUGUAUUUAUUGUAUAAGUUUUAAGUAUUAUUUGAAAGUUUUUAUUACAGUAGAUGUGGUUGUUCAAACGAAUUAUUUUGAGCAUGUUGUGGUUCAAUAUAAAAAGUACCUGUGAAAGUUACGAUCUAUUUGGUUGUCCUGCUAUAUAUGGUCGGAUACAAUAUUUACGACGUACGUCAUAGAGUCAAGACGCGUGAAGCAACGGGGUGAUGACUUGCUGCCGCGCCCCUACGUUACCGCUGAUACCUAAAAUCUGGUAUUGCGCAGCUUAACGCACGAUGUUCCGAAACGUCAUAAAGCAUUGAAUCCGACUAUACUCGUUUUAAUAUAUGUUAUUGUUAUAUAACUAUCUAUCUAUUUAGUUAUAUAAGAUAGUAUAGUCAGUGGCGUGCAUAAGGCUAAAUUCACCUAAUUAGGAAAAUCUGCAUUUGAUAAGCAUAAAGAAAAGCGCCGGCAAUAUACCAAGCGUGUAUAUACACUGAAGGUUAAUUUCGUUAUUGAAUGAUCAUUUUACACACAUAAAAUAAAUAAAAAUAUAUAAACGAUGGUAAUGGCGUCAACAAUGUGUUGCUAUGGUUACCUACGUAUAGCAACUUACACCUGAAAAUGUCUUCGCAUAGUUUAACUUUAAGAAAUUAAAUAUCACGUGUCUCAAACGGUGAAGGGAAAACAUCGUGAGGAAACCUGCAUACCAGAGAAUUUUCUUAAUUCUCUGCGUGUGUGAAGUCUGCCAAUCCGCAUUGGGCCAGCGUGGUGGACUAAGACCUAAACCCUCUCAUUCUGAGAAGAGACUCGAGCUCAGCAGUGAGCCGAAUAUGGGUUGAUAAUGAUGAAUAGUUCAACUUACAGGCCACUUACUAUACCUACUCAUACGACUACCUACUUGUUGACAAUAUGAUGAUAUUAUUUGUGUUAGACAUUAAUGUUGAUGUACUUAAUAUGCUUGCACGCAUUCUACGAAUCUCAUGACAUUGGAACAAAGAUUUAAUUCGUUAGAUCUACCUUUAUGUACCUAAAGUCUAGAUAUUUUUUUCGUCACUUGGGUUUUGAUAGCGAGUAAAUUAUAAACACAGGUUAUCUAGAUCUAGAUAUUUAGUGUGAUCAUAGCUAGAACUUACUUAAUUAUUGUCGGAGUAUACCCAACUUGUUUGUUGAACUCAUACGGGGCCCUUAGUUAUGAGCUUGUUCAUACAACGCGCUAGCUCUUACAUUUUCUUUUAAUUUGACACAACUUUACUUAAAAAUAGAUUAUUGAUGGAGAAACAGUUCCAUGAUUUUCAUAGUAAAGGUAAAUCUAGCGAAGUAAAUAUUUGUUAAUUCUUAGACUAAUACCACUUCAACUCUAUUGUUAUAAAUUUUCAAGUUACGUGUGAUAAUAUAAUAAAUACUAUGAUGAAUAUGAAAUUAUUUUAACGUAUCGUAUCGGCACAUGAAACUAUAGGUUGUGUCAACAUAAAAGUAGUGAAAAAAAUAUACAUUUGAUAAUUAAA